This is a messenger RNA of Cryptosporidium ubiquitum, 1377 nucleotides long. RefSeq names its product membrane bound aspartyl proteinase. Gene Ontology annotation, biological process: proteolysis. NCBI's taxonomy places the organism in Eukaryota, Apicomplexa, Conoidasida, Eucoccidiorida, Cryptosporidiidae. The record is from RefSeq and is a predicted model, not a curated record. Gene Ontology annotation, molecular function: aspartic-type endopeptidase activity. The coding region runs from base 1 to 1377 and encodes 458 amino acids. The transcript has a single exon.
AUGAUGCUGAAAUUCUCAGUCUUCUGCGAAGGGUUAUCUAAUAAGAUCAGGUCAAAUUCUAGGGCAGAGUUAGGGAUGGAAGCCAAACUAAGUAAUGGGUUAUUUAACACAAAUGCUCAAAAAGUUGAGUUAAAGUUGGGUCUUUCCGAGGGAGGAAUGAAGUAUGCGGAAGGAAACUAUUUUUCAAGGUGGAUUACCAAAAGUAAGUAUUCGGAGGUAAUGGACUCUCAGGAUCUUAAAAACUAUCAAAAUAGUCAAUAUUUUGGUAAAAUCGAGGUGGGAACCCCUCCAAGGGAAUUUAUUGUGAUUUUUGAUACAGGAAGUUCCAGUGUGUGGAUCCCUAGUAUUGAAUGUAAGCAUAAAGGUUGCGAGCCUCAUAAUAAGUAUGAUCCAAGUCUUAGUACAACUUAUCAAAAAUUUGGGGAUGGGUCUUUGGAAACUUACAUCCAAUAUGGAACAGGCUCUUGUGUAUUAAAAUUUGGAAAAGAAGUCAUAAGUAUAGGAAAGCUAAAAAUAGAGGAUCAGUCUUUUGGAAUGGCUAUAGAAGAAAGUACAUCUCCUUUUGCUGACUUACCAUUUGAUGGUUUAGUAGGGCUUGGAUUUCCAGAUAAGAAUAGUAAAAAGAACAAUAUUCCAACAAUUAUUGAGAAUAUUAAAGAACAUAAUAUUUUGCCGAGAAAUCUUUUUGGAGUUUAUAUUUCAAGAGAUUCAAGUAUUCCAGGCUCAAUAUCUUUUGGAGCCGCAGAUCCAAAAUACACAACAGGUAAUCGAAAAGUAACCUGGCAUCACCUUGUUGGGUCCCAUUAUUGGGAAAUCAAGGUCAAAGAUAUAAAGAUUAAUGGAGUUACCACUAAUUAUUGUUUUGGGGAUUGUAAAGCAGCUAUUGAUACUGGCUCAUCUGUUUCAACAGCUCCAAGUAAUUUCAUGAGAAAGAUUACCAAGGUUAUACCUUUGGAGGGGGACUGUAAUAAAUACCUAUCUUCUCCUAGGAUAACUUAUGUGAUCGAGGAUAUUCAUGGAAAUGAUGUAGAGAUGCAUAUGGAUCCUCAAGAUUAUGUAAUUGAUGAAGGUGGCCCAUCAGCAUUCAAUGCAUUUAGCUAUUAUUGGGGCCCACAAGAACAUUUUUGUAGUAUCGGGUAUAUUCCUCUUGAUAUUCCAGCUCCAAGAGGCCCACUUUUUGUACUUGGAAAUAAUUUUAUUCGAAAAUACUAUUCAAUAUUUGAUAGAGACAAUUUAAUGGUGGGUUUUACUUUGGCAAAACAUAGUAAAUAUGGGCCUAUGUUCAUUUCAUUAUCAUCGAAUUCCGAGUCCAUCUUCAAAAGAACAAUAUUUAGACUCACUAUCGUAAUCACCCUGUUACUAUUCAUUAUUUAUUAA